Morone saxatilis (striped sea-bass) is the source of this 1134-nucleotide messenger RNA. Its product is annotated as coenzyme Q-binding protein COQ10 homolog, mitochondrial. The transcript is spliced from 5 exons. Gene Ontology annotation, molecular function: ubiquinone binding. Gene Ontology annotation, biological process: ubiquinone biosynthetic process; cellular respiration. Lineage: Eukaryota; Metazoa; Chordata; Actinopteri; Moronidae. The coding region runs from base 120 to 824 and encodes 234 amino acids. The record is from RefSeq and is a predicted model, not a curated record. Gene Ontology annotation, cellular component: mitochondrion.
GUGGAGUGGAGCGGCUCAUCAGUCAGAACAAAGCCGGGUCGGUGCCGCUGCUGCUGGGGUCAAAAUACCGACGUCUCUCCCACCAACCUGGAUUAGUUGUUUUAAACUCAAACUUCACCAUGGCCAACAAGACGACUCCUCUCCUCUUUAAGGCGCUUCUGGACGUGUCUGAAGCUCACUCUUCAAAAGUUGUGCGAGGGAAGACAAACAGAGCGAAUAUCAGACACUUGGGCUCCUGUGGGGCCCUGGUAGCGAGAAGGGCCAGCCUGCCACUCUGCCCCGCCGCCCCCAUCAGUACACCCAGCCGCAGCUUCAUCAACCUGGCUGCUCCCAUCGCCACCCGCAGGAUGGAGUACACCGAGUGCCGGACAUUAGGGUAUACUCCAGAGCAAAUGUACGAUGUGGUGGCCGGUGUGGACCAGUACCAGCACUUUGUUCCCUGGUGUAAGAAGUCUCGGGUCAUUAAGGGACGAAAUGGGGAUGUCCAGGCGGAGCUAGAAAUAGGUUUCCCCCCCAUCGUGGAGCGCUACACCUCCGAGGUCACCGUCGUCCCGAACCACAAAGUCAGGGCCGUGUGCACUGAUGGAUCCCUAUUCAGCCACCUUGAAACAAUAUGGAGGUUUGCCCCUGGAGACAAAGACCUACCAGCCUCCUGCAAAGUGGAGUUCUAUGUGUCAUUUGAGUUCAGGUCUCUUCUGCACUCUCAGCUGGCCAGCGUGUUCUUUGACGAAGUGGUUAAGCAGAUGGUCGGUGCCUUCGAGUCACGAGCAGCUACGCUUUACAGAGCCCAACAGAAGGCACCAUUGAGGCGGCGGUCGACUUGAGGCGCCCCCUUCUUUCCUUCCCUUCCACUCUGACUGUCAACCAAACCUUGCUCUAUCUACUAUCAACACUUACACAGGAGACUGGAUCUUCUUUUUGCACUCACUCAUAUCUUAUAUUAAAUUUGACGUACACAUGGAAUAUAUAAACUAUUUAUCUGGAAGCCACAAGCUAAAUUAUUUACUUUCUUGUACAUAUAUUUAUUUUAGGGAUAUGAAUAAAUGCAUGGUUUCAAAUUCUAAUGUUGAACACAGAUGUUUUCUUUGUAAAAUUGUGGGUCAGUGGAAUAAAAAAGAUCUUAUUUUGGUAAAA